AUGAACCAGGUCCAUGGUGACCUAGAAAGAGCAAAAAGAAGGCAAGGCUGGAGACAGGCAUGGAGACCAGACUACUGCACAGACCUAAGGCCACCUGUAAGAGCUGAAACCAGCCUGGAGACCAGCCACCAUCUCAGGGGCACAGAAAUGGGCUGGAAAUGGCGCUUUGGGGGUGAAAACGACGCGUCUCCCCCACAAAAGGGCGGGCGGUUCCCGCCAGAGGGCGCCGCGGCGCCGCCGCUGAGGCGGCCCCAGGCCCGGCGUGGGCCCGGCCUCGACGCCCCGUCACCUCCCGGCGCUUCCUUUUUCACCUGUUCCCCUCCUUUUUUACCUGUUUUUUACCCUCAUUUUUUUAAUCCCCUGUCAGACCGCGGCCCCGGUGAGCUUGAAGAUGCUGUAACCGGUGGAUGCUGGUGGCAGUUUGGCUGUGGAGACCUGGAAAAAUUGAGGUUCAUUUAUGAGGUUGGAAGUAACUGUGAAACGGAGCAUCCGUCCAGAUGCCGAGGUCUUUUGACGGAGGAUAUUGAGUGCCGUCAAAUUUAUGUCACCUGUCGCAAUGGAAGAGUAGACCAAGCGCUCUCCCUGGGCUUCCUGCUGGGUUGGCUAGCUGGGGACCUGACAGAUCUUACAGGCUGCUAUUUAACAAAUCAACUACCAAUUCAGAUUGUCAGUGCCAUCUUUUAUGUUAAUAUGGAUAUAAUUAUGAUUUCACAGUUUGACUACUACAAGCUCAAGAAUCAAAAGAUGCCAAGAUACAGCACAACCCUAAAGAAUUUCUGUAUAAGCUGGAGCUUGGUGUGUGUAACACUGCAUGUUAUUUUACCCUGUUGGCUGUUAUUAAGAAACCAAGACCAGAGCAUAGGCUUAGAAGCAAGAAAUGUGACUUUGCAGUUCGUAAGGUAUCGUCAGCAGAGCCGAGGACGAGGCGGUGCCGGCGCCCUGGGAACAAACCCUUGCUCACGAGUGGGAGAGCCCGGAGGGCCUCGUUGUCACCCAAGUGUAUUUGUGGAUUACUUCAACAAACAGCUAAGUUUGCUCUUCCUUACAGGCCAAUCUUAUUCCUUCUGUUACUUAUUUUGUUAUUACUUAUUCAUAGUUGAUAUGAAGAUAAUAGAUUUCAUGUUUACUAUUUAUACACUGUACACCCGCGAUUAUCAAACUUGCCUGGGUAGUGAUUGA
Nothoprocta perdicaria is the source of this 1179-nucleotide messenger RNA. It is a transcript of the gene SLC66A1L, whose product is annotated as PQ loop repeat containing 2 like. Lineage: Eukaryota; Metazoa; Chordata; Aves; Tinamiformes; Tinamidae. The record is from RefSeq and is a predicted model, not a curated record. The transcript has 9 exons. Bases 1 to 1179 code for a protein of 392 amino acids.